Tilletiopsis washingtonensis is the source of this 1768-nucleotide messenger RNA. Its product is annotated as MFS general substrate transporter. NCBI's taxonomy places the organism in Eukaryota, Fungi, Basidiomycota, Exobasidiomycetes, Entylomatales. Gene Ontology annotation, biological process: transmembrane transport. Gene Ontology annotation, molecular function: transmembrane transporter activity. The transcript is spliced from 7 exons. The record is from RefSeq and is a predicted model, not a curated record. The coding region runs from base 20 to 1747 and encodes 575 amino acids.
ACAACACACCGCGCGCGCGAUGACCUCGCCCGGGCACUCCUCGUCGGGGCACGAGAUGCACGAGGCCGGCGACGUGCUGGGCGCGCCGGCGCCGGCCGUCGAGCGUGGCGCACCGGUGCGCAAGACAUCGACGACGUUCCACGAGCCGCCAGACUACCGCGGCGCCGACCUCGACCUCGAGGGCGGGCAGGGCGCCACGCGCCAGACGCGCACCUUCUCGCGGCGAGAGGCGAGCCGCAUCGAUAGCGCGCACUUCUUCGGAGGAGACGUGGCCGCUGAGAAGCAGGAGCUGCAUCUGGAGCGCUUCGCCAGCCAGAAGGGCAAGGACCAGAUCGUCGUGCACUGGGAGGGCGAGAACGACAGCGAGAACCCUCUGACGUGGAGCUUUGCGUACAAGUGCUACCUGACCGUCUGCGCCGCCGUGCUCGUGCUCAACUCGACGUUCACGAGCUCGUGUCCCUCUGGCAUCGUCACGCAGAUGGAGGAGUACUUUGGCUUUGGGCAGAUCGUCGGCAUCCUCACCAUCUCACUCUGGGUCGCCGGCUACUGCCUCGGCCCCUUGAUCUGGGGCCCGCUGUCGGAGCGCAUUGGACGGCGGCCAGUUUUCCUCAUCUCGAUCUUUGCCUACACAAUCUGGAACGUCGCCUGCGCGCUGGCGCACAACACGCCCUCGAUUCUCGUCUUCCGCUUUCUGGGCGGCGUCUUUGGCGCCGCGCCCCUCACGACGUCUGGCGGCACGAUUGCCGACGUGUGGGACGCCAAGCGGCGCGGCAUUGCGCUCUCGCUCUUCUCCGUCGCGCCCUUUGCCGGCCCGGCGCUGGGCCCGAUCGUCAGUGGCGCCAUCAGCGUCACGGGCACGUCGUGGCGCUGGGUGUACUGGGUGUGCGCCAUGUUCUCCGGCGCCUGCUUCGUCAUUGUGUUCGCCACGAUGAAGGAGACGUACGCGCCCGUGAUUCUCAAGCGCAAGGCGCAGCGCAUCCGCAAGGAGACGGGCAGCAGCAUCUACGUGGCGCCCCUCGAGCUCACGCCGCUGCACGCAAAAACGCUGCUGCACGACACGCUCCUCUUCCCCUUCGCCAUGCUCCUCCGCGAGCCCAUCCUCGCCGCCAUGGCGCUGUACCUCGGCUUCGUCUACGGCCUCAUCUACCUGCAGUUCGAGGCGUUCCCGAUUAUCUUCCAAACGCCGCAGCCGCAGGGCUACGGGUACAACGGCCUGCUGGGCGGCGUCUGCUUCCUCUCGCUCUUCACCGGCGGCGUCAUCGGCUGCAUCUUCUACGUCGUGUUCUUCAACCCGCGCUACGUGCGCCUCGUCGACGAGUACGCCGCCAAGGGCCAGCGUGUGCCUCCCGAGGAGCGCCUGUACGUCGUGUGCAUCGCGGCGCCGUGUCUCGCCGCAUCGUUCUUCUGGAUCGGCUGGACGGGCAAGCCGUCGAUCUCGGCCGCGUCGCCGCUGUGCGCCGGCGUGCUGCUCGGCUUUGCCAUCCUGCUCAUCUUCCUCGGCCUCUUCAACUACAUCGUCGACACCUACCUCUCGCGCGCCGCCUCUGCGCUCGCCGGCAACACCGUCGUGCGUUCGGCGUUCGGCGCCGGCUUCCCGCUCUUCGCGGGGCAGAUGUACAACCGCCUCGGCACGCCGUGGGCGUCGAGCCUGCUCGGCUUCCUCGCCGUGGUGCUGGGCGUCGUGCCCUUCGUGCUCGUCGCGUACGGGCCAAAGAUUCGCGCGCUCUCGAAGCACGCGGCCGACUAGCGACUGGCGCGAGACGACAGG